Molecule: messenger RNA, 294 nt
Organism: Penicillium cataractarum
Lineage: Eukaryota; Fungi; Ascomycota; Eurotiomycetes; Eurotiales; Aspergillaceae
Exons: 2
Coding region: 1-294 (97 amino acids)
Source: RefSeq, a predicted model, not a curated record
AUGUCUACCAAAUCAACCAACAACGCCCCCCACAGCUCCAAACUCGCCAACAAACUCCACCCUCGCGUCAACAGCGACACCCACAAAGAUAUUUCGAUCAAGUCCGAACUAGGAGACGCUCGAAACUACGGUAAAGGUGGUCCUGCAGGGAACGCCGGCCCUCGUAGUAGUAGUAAUAUUGCCAACAAACUCGACCCUCGAGUGGCCUCGGGCCAAGACGAUCGUGCCCCUCAUGAAGCUGUGGCCGGUAGUAGUUAUGCGAACUCUAAGGCUGGAUAUUCAGCAGCCCCAUAG